AUGCUUCAAACAAUGCUCUUCACGUCGCUGCCGCUUCUGACGGCGGCGGCGUAUCUAGACCCCUCGCUGCAACAGCAAAAGCCGUUGCUAGACUCCAAGCCAGCGUCGUCACGUGCACUCACUCUCACACUGGACCAAAACCUUCACUACAUCUUCGCUGCCUCCGACGAUGACUUCACGCGUACCCGUCUCGACCAACUCCAAGGUCCAUUGGUUGGGUACGGCAUCGAAGAGGUCGCCGACCACGCCAUCACCAUCAACAUUCCCCUCAACUCUUCGCUCAAGGGUACCGCUACAUUCUCCAGUACACGUCAAGCAGCACUUUGGCCCCAGUCUACCGAUCAGUUCACAUGGACCCCACAGCUACCACUGCAUACCCUGUUCAUGCUAGGCGCACGCAUCCCCAUGCUAGACAUUGGCAUCAGGAAGGAUGGUAUGCUUACCAUGCCUGCUAAGUCCGCGACUCUCGAUCUAAGCACACCCUACAUAUACGUUCCAAAGGGUAUCUGGGACGUCUUGCUGCUAGCUACGACUACCGAACAGCAAGCCAGGGACGGCGAGGAAGUGCUGUACGUAGACUGUGGGGCGUUGAGCGUCUUCCCUGAUCUGGUAUUUGGUAUGGCACCAAGUGAGUGUGGGGGUGGUGAGGAGAUGGCAGACGACGUCGACGAUGGUGAAGAGGAUUAUGACGAGGACCAGGAAGAAGAUUACGGAGAGCUGGUCAUUACACCCGGACAGUACGUCUUGCAGACUCCGGAGGGGAAAUGCAUGCUUCUGGCUAGGAACGCAGACGCAGACUCUCCUCCUGAUGUACAGGGAACAGUCAGUCUUGGUUGGGCCGCGGUGAGGGGUCGCGAAGUCAUACUGGAUCGGCAUGUUGGACGCAUUGGCUUCGAAAGGUCAGUAUGA
Messenger RNA from Alternaria novae-zelandiae, 909 nucleotides. RefSeq lists its product as uncharacterized. The transcript is spliced from 2 exons. Lineage: Eukaryota; Fungi; Ascomycota; Dothideomycetes; Pleosporales; Pleosporaceae. The record is from RefSeq and is a predicted model, not a curated record. The coding region runs from base 1 to 909 and encodes 302 amino acids.